Molecule: messenger RNA, 843 nt
Organism: Antrostomus carolinensis (chuck-will's-widow)
Lineage: Eukaryota; Metazoa; Chordata; Aves; Caprimulgiformes; Caprimulgidae
Product: neurabin-2-like
Exons: 1
Biological process (GO): neuron projection development; actin filament organization; calcium-mediated signaling
Cellular component (GO): actin cytoskeleton; postsynaptic density; cytoplasm
Molecular function (GO): actin filament binding
Source: RefSeq, a predicted model, not a curated record
GCUGGCAGCCUCAGUGACACCGUGGACCAGGGCAACCUCCUUAAACUGGGGACGAGCGUCUCGGAGAGAGUCAGUCGCUUUGAUUCCAAACCUGACAAACCUUUCUCCAAGCUGCAGGAGACCCGUAAGAUCUUUGAGAGGAGCCCACAGGAGAAGGCUACCACCACCAAGCUGUUGCUACGUAAGGAACGAGCUGGUUUCCAGGACCGUAAACUGGAUGUGGUGGUGAGGUUCAAUGGCAGCACCGAAUCCUUGGACAAGCUGGACACCGAAGCCGUCUCACCCACCGUCAGCCAGCUCAGCGCCGUCUUCGAGAAGGCUGAUCUCCGGAACAACCUCCACAAGGCACCGGGGAGAGCGGGAGGACCACUCAACGCCAAGGUGGUGGGCAAGCGACCUCGAGUCUUCUUACCUGGUCCUGAGGCUGGACGGUUGGGUGAUGGCAAUGCCACCCCAGCACGAGCCAAGCCACCAGAGGAGGAGAAGGCAGCAGGGAAGACCAGCCGGCUGGUGGAGAAGGAGACGACCACCCCACGGGUGCAGGAGGUCUGAAAGAUCAAGCCGGUGGAGGUGGAGGAGAGCGGUGAGGCUGAGGAGGAGGAGGAGGAAGCGACAGCAUCGGGUGAACCGGUGCCUGCACCCCAACCGGACAAGGGGACCGAGGGUCCAGCACCCACCACCCCCCGGCUGGAAGGGGGUUUGGGGACAGCUGUGGGUGAGGAGGACAUCAAGGGUGAGCGGGCGGAGGAGAACGAUGCCUACGAGGAGGCCAAGAAGGAGGACUUCUCUGAGGCGGACCUGGUGGACAUAAGUGCCUACAGCGGGCUUGGGGAGGACUCGGGG